Messenger RNA from Pichia kudriavzevii, 612 nucleotides. RefSeq lists its product as uncharacterized. The transcript has a single exon. Gene Ontology annotation, molecular function: copper ion transmembrane transporter activity. The coding region runs from base 1 to 612 and encodes 203 amino acids. Gene Ontology annotation, cellular component: membrane. Gene Ontology annotation, biological process: copper ion transmembrane transport. The record is from RefSeq and is a predicted model, not a curated record. NCBI's taxonomy places the organism in Eukaryota, Fungi, Ascomycota, Pichiomycetes, Pichiales, Pichiaceae.
AUGGAACCCUUAAAUCUCGAAACCGCACAAUCCGUUUUCUUAGACACUGCCACCAUUGUCACUUCUUCUCUAUCGGAAACAUCAUUGGCACCUCAAGUAACAGCCAAGCGCUCGAGACCUUGUCAUAAAGGAAUGAAGCAUGCAAUGAACCACGACAUGAGCCAUAGCUCACAUACUAUGAAGACGAAUAUGGAACAUGAUAUGCCUGGGAUGAAGAUGUGUAAAAUGUCGAUGACUUUAAACAGUGACUACGAGAAUCUAUGUAUAUUGUCCGACAAGUUGAUCAUCACCACAAAAACAGAGUUACUGUUAGCAAUGGUUGGAAUAUGUCUCUUUACACUUGGUUACGAGUACUUUAAGGUUUUCGUUGAUAGAAUGCAAAAAAGGUACUCUCAUUUUCUAGAGUCGAAUAAUGUAACGGAAGGUGAAUUAAAAAAGUACAGGUUAAAGCACUCUUUACUCUACGGCAUCGGUGUAGGUUAUUCCUUCUUAAUUAUGUUAUUAUUUAUGACGUUCAAUACCUGGGUCAUGCUCUCUGUUUGUGUUGGUGCUGCAAUUGGUCAUUAUAUUGUACCACGCAAAGCCUCUACACUUUCAUUAAAUUGUCACUGA